Molecule: messenger RNA, 1113 nt
Organism: Macrosiphum euphorbiae (potato aphid)
Lineage: Eukaryota; Metazoa; Arthropoda; Insecta; Hemiptera; Aphididae
Source: the annotation of a GenBank genome assembly
AUGGAGAGCUUGGAUAUUAAAAAAAAAAAAGAUUAUUCAUUGAAAAAUAAUUUCAUUACAUCUAAUUGUUUAAGCUGUAUUGAAAUUAAUGCACAUUCAUUAAUUAGUUUGAUUCAUUUAUUCCAUAAUAACCAAGGGCUCAAAGCAGAAAUGUUUGUACCCUGGUUACUGAACAGUCAACCUUGCGAAAAACUGUUUCGGUCAGCCCGAUCAUUAACAUCAACUUUUUCAACGGUUAUACAUUUUAGUAUGUAUGAUUUAAUACAUCGCCUACACAGAAUUGAAAUGCUAAAUAUUAUUAAAAAUGACUUGAGUAACUCACAAAAUAAUGAACUAAAUGAUGCGUAUGAUGAACUUGGUGUACAAUUUAAUUUUCCAAUUAAUCACCGCACAGCAAAAGAUAAAAAUAAACAGUUAAGGAACAACGAAGAGUUACAAUCAAUGUCAGACAUCCGUGUACAAGAAAUAGUUGAAAAAAGUUUACUAGAUAUACAAUUACUUGUUACAAGUAUGGGUUUAAUGGAAGAGAGCAUGCUAGUUGACCACUCAAUUUCCAAAACAAUUCAAAGUUGGAUUACAGUAAAAUCUAAAAAUGCAAAUUAUAAAAUACCAGAUAAAGAACAAAAUAACAGUGAUAAUGACAGCGAUGAUCAGGGUGAUGAUGAUAUUCAAAAUGAAUAUAUUAAUAAAUGCACUAGCAUGGUUGCAGAAAAAAAUAAUUGUGAUCAGGAAUUAUUAGACCAGGAUACAGAUGAAUUCAAUCAAUUAAACAAUGCUUCACAGAUUGAUCUUACCACCUAUCUAGGGCUGGACAGUAAUGAUAAAACAAGAAUUAAAGAUCUAAACUUAAAGGAAUAUUCAAAAGAACUAGGUGAAAUUGACUUAUCUACUGAUAGUCCAUUUGUAUGUUUAUGUUUAUCUCCAUCAAUAGAAGUAGUUAUAAAAAAAAGUUCUUUGUGUUGGCUUUUGGAAAACAAUAAAGAUCGGAUAAGCACUGACAGACUACGAAGAUUUUUUGUUAACACCAAACCUCACAUUAAAAGUGUUUUUAAAGAUAACCCCCAAGAUAAACAUACCGUGACACCGUUAUCUGAAGAUGAUUCAUCAAAUUAG